Molecule: messenger RNA, 694 nt
Organism: Cicer arietinum (chickpea)
Lineage: Eukaryota; Viridiplantae; Streptophyta; Magnoliopsida; Fabales; Fabaceae
Source: RefSeq, a predicted model, not a curated record
UUUAACAUUUCUUCUUAAAAAAAAAAAAAAAAGAAAAGAAAAAACUAGUGAAACCAUGGAAAAUAAGUUGAAUAAAUGAGGGACAUGGCAUUAGGAUUAGGAAGAGUAAAUAUCUAACUUACACACAAAAAAAUACUAUCGUUUCAUUGCAAUAACCUCAAAACUCAAACGUUGUUCGGAUCACAUCAAUGGCAGAAAUGGAACCCAAACCAAAAGAUUCGCUUUCAGAACAUGAUGUGAAAUCUCCAAACAUUCUUGAGCGAGCUAAGGAGGAGAUUGAGGCGGUUUUUAAUCACGACAAAGUGCCUCACCAUCACAAAGAAACUCAUGGUAGAAAUGAUGACAUUGAUGAGGGAACUUCUGUUGAAGAAGUCAAAGCUCCCAGUGUGUUUGAAAGGGUGAAAGAGGAAAUUGAAGCUGUGGUUGAGGCCAUUCUUCCAAAGAAAGAAUCUAAUGACUCCCCAAAGUGAUUCCUAUUAAUAACUAGCUAGCGUGUACCUUUUAUUAUUUUGUAAUAAAGAGUGUCAAGCUUGUAUCUUAACACUUUUAACCAUCAAAACUACUAUGUUUGCUUUGUUUAUGUUUCCUUUAGAUAUGAAAACUAAAUUAUUAUUCUUUUUUUAAUUUUCAUUUGGAUGCUGAAUACUUUUGUUUUCAGAAAAGAAAAAAAAUUGCCCUUUGGACUGUUUCAUUA